Molecule: messenger RNA, 933 nt
Organism: Hemicordylus capensis (graceful crag lizard)
Lineage: Eukaryota; Metazoa; Chordata; Lepidosauria; Squamata; Cordylidae
Product: vomeronasal type-2 receptor 26-like
Exons: 2
Coding region: 1-933 (310 amino acids)
Biological process (GO): G protein-coupled receptor signaling pathway
Cellular component (GO): membrane
Molecular function (GO): G protein-coupled receptor activity
Source: RefSeq, a predicted model, not a curated record
AUGCCUUCCAACAGCGAUGCAGACUAUUGCAAGAAGUGUCCUGUCAAUCAGCAACAAAACAGGGACCGAGACCGAUGUAUCCCCAAGGUCAUAAUAUUCCUGUCCUAUAAAGACUAUCUGGGGAUCAGUCUAGCUUUCUUCGCUCUGUUCUUGUCACUAACUACAGUUUUUGUCUUAGGAAUAUUCAUUCUAUAUCAAAAAACUCCAGUUGUGAAAGCCAACAACCGGGACCUCUCCUACAUUCUCCUUGUCUCCCUUCUGCUUUCCUUUUUGUCCUCCUUUCUGUUCAUUGGUCGGCCUAGGAAGAUGACCUGCCUUCUCCGACAAACUGCCUUCAGCAUCAUCUUCUCAGUUACAAUCUCUUCUUUGUUGGCAAAAACCAUCACUGUGGUGGUCGCAUUCAUGGCCACAAAGCCAGGGAACAAGUUGAGAAAAUGGCUGGGGAAGAGUUUGGCCAACUCCAUUGUCAUUUCUUGUUCUGGUAUUCAGCUUGGCAUCUGCGCCAUCUGGCUGGGGAUCUCUCCACCUUUCCCAGACUCUGACAUGCACUCCCAGCCUGGACAGAUCAUCCGGUUGUGCAAUGAAGGCUCAAUUGCCAUGUUUUAUAGCUCUCUUGGCUAUAUGGGCUUCCUAGCCACCGUCUGUUUCACAUUGGCUUUCCUAGCCAGGAAGCUGCCUGGGACAUUUAACGAAGCCAAGUUGAUCACUUUCAGCAUGUUGGUCUUUUGCAGUGUUUGGGUGUCCUUUGUGCCUGCCUAUCUGAGCACAAAGGGGAAACACAUGGUGGCUGUGCAGGUCUUCUCCAUCUUGGCCUCCAGUGCUGGGUUAUUAGGUUGCAUUUUUAUUCCAAAAUGCUUCAUUAUCAUGUUGAGGUCUGAUCUGAAUAUGAAGAAGCACCUAAUGAUGAAAACUAAAGAUGUUCAUGGCACCUAA